AUGUCACACUGCCACGACGAGCACCACGACCACGGCCACGGCGGUCACGGACACGACGAGCACGACCACUCGGAUGACAUCACCCCGGCGCUGCAGCACUCUCUAUACGGGCACAUUAAUUUUGACGACGUGACGGCGCUCAACGAGUCACAGAUCGGCAGCGCGCAAGCCAUCGUUAAGAAGACAUGGGCCGAGAGGCUGGAGAGUGAGCCUGAGGUUGUUAGUGAUGCUGACGAGCAAUUGCUGGUUAAUGUCCCCUUUACCGGCCAAGUCAAGCUUCAUGCCCUUCUCAUCCGCACUUCAGACUCCCCCUCGGCACCGCGGACCCUCAAAGUGUUCAUCAACCGUGACGACCUUGACUUCUCUUCAGCCGAAGACGCCGCGCCGACGCAGGAAUUUGAGCUCUCGCGCACGGGACAGAUCCAAGAGAUCCCCGUCAAACGCGCGCUAUUUGGCAGAGUCCAGCGGCUCACGCUCUUCUUCGUAGACAACUUCAGUGACGGCGAGGAGGACGAGACCCGCGUGAGUUACCUGGGAUUCAAGGGCGAGUGGAUGCAGCUCGGUCGCGCCCCAGCGAACAUCCUCUACGAGGCAGCAGCGAACCCGAGCGAUCACAAGAUUAAGGGGACGGGGAUCAACCAGGUUGGUGGGGGUAUCGGAGGACGACAGUGA
Messenger RNA from Colletotrichum truncatum, 672 nucleotides. Its product is annotated as 60s ribosomal protein l3. NCBI's taxonomy places the organism in Eukaryota, Fungi, Ascomycota, Sordariomycetes, Glomerellales, Glomerellaceae. Gene Ontology annotation, cellular component: nucleus. The record is from RefSeq and is a predicted model, not a curated record.